Acanthoscelides obtectus is the source of this 284-nucleotide messenger RNA. Lineage: Eukaryota; Metazoa; Arthropoda; Insecta; Coleoptera; Chrysomelidae. The record is from the annotation of a GenBank genome assembly.
UCUAAAACCUUCAUGGUAAAACCUAAGCUAAGUGCAGCUUUUCAUGGCAAGAUAAAGACUUUUUUGUAGUAAAACCUUUACCUGAAAAUAAUGAUCAAGUUAGACGUUAUCUGGAUGGAAUAUGAAUUGUGACAAGAAUACAAAAUAUCAACUACUGAUGGACUAUUAUGUUUUGCUCGGCUGUGAGCGCCAUCUAUAUUACAAUAAUUGCAGAAAAAAUAGUGUAAACACCUACACUGCAUCCACCGGUAGUUAGUACUACUAUUACCCCCACUGAUUGUCAU